Molecule: messenger RNA, 348 nt
Organism: Pistacia vera
Lineage: Eukaryota; Viridiplantae; Streptophyta; Magnoliopsida; Sapindales; Anacardiaceae
Product: trans-resveratrol di-O-methyltransferase-like
Exons: 2
Coding region: 1-348 (115 amino acids)
Biological process (GO): methylation
Molecular function (GO): O-methyltransferase activity; S-adenosylmethionine-dependent methyltransferase activity
Source: RefSeq, a predicted model, not a curated record
AUGACCAAUCUCAAAUAUGCCGGAGGCAAUAUGUUUGAGGCUGUUCCUUUUGCAGAUGCAGUCUUACUUAAGUGGAUAUUACACGAUUGGAGGGAUGAAGAAUGCGUGAUGAUUCUGAAGAAAUGUAAGGAAGCGAUUACAAGCAACGGGAAGAUGGGGAAAGUGAUUAUAAUAGACAUGUUGGUAGAGAAGAAAGAAGGGGAUGAUGAGUCGACUGAAGCGCAACUCUUCUUUGACAUGAUGAUGAUGGUGUUGGUUACAGGGAAAAAGCGAGAUGAGAAAGAGUGGGCCAAGCUUCUCCUGGAAGCUGGUUUCACUCGCUAUAAAAUAACCCCAAUAUUAGGUUAA